AUGAGCUCUGGACCGGCAUCGCAGGAUUCUUCGCUCUCUGCAGCGACGUUUCUCGCCUCGAUCUCCGCCGAUUCCACCGUCGCAUUCGAGCCCGGCACGUCCUCUUCGGCACCCGGCUCGGCACCUGCGCUACCCAUCUCGGCCAAGGUUUCUCUCAUCGAUGCUCAGAUCGACGCGUUGGAAGGCCAAGCGGAGAAGGAAGUGAUUGCUCAUGCUGAAGAGCUGCGUGCAAGAGCUACCUCGACGCGCGCUGUCGAUCACGACCUUAACCGACUGUGGCUCUCCAUCAACCAGACAAGCUCUCGCCUGGUGACCGUGGGUCCCCAAGUGGCCCCGAAAGCGAUCGAGUAUCACGAUGCCCUCGCACAGAGCUCCAAACAGGCGCUUCUGCUCUCGGUCCUGUCAGACUUGCUCGCCGCCACAAGAUUGCUCGAACGCCUCGAAAAGCUACAAACCCAGUCCGAUCCGACGGCCUUGCGAAGCGAGCUCCCCAAGGUCGCACAGGUGAUGGAGCCAUUCCGUUCUCGGCCAGCUCUCAAAAGUAUGCCAGCGAUCGUCGAGCUCGAGAAGCGGUUCGAGCGUCUGCACACGCCCAGCGCAGAAACAACCGCAGCGCCUACCCGAGCCUCCCACGCCACACCACAGUCGCCUCAGUCACCUCCUACAGACCUGGCAGUCGCAACGGGAAGUCCUUUGAACGCGAAGGAUGUGCCAAAGUCCGAGCAGGUUCUUUCUCCCGCAUUGAAAGUCCUCGAGGCAGCUCGAGCAUUGAUCGUUGCGGCUGGACCUGACGCUGGCUGGAAGGAAGUGCAAAUCGACUUGGACGCACCCGCACUUCCCCCUGGUGCUCAGGCCACGACACAGCUCCCUGCGCAGCCUACCGUGCAGCCUGCUGCCGGAUCUCAACGAUCGUCCUCCGAGGUUCACCGUGGUCUCCAAUAUCGCGAAGAUCUCACGCAAGAAGCCACGCCUUUGACGCGCAAUUCCUCCUCGUCAUCAUCGGCAGCAGCGGCAGGGGCCCGCAGCAGGCACAAGCCAAAGCUCGGCGCACGUCUUAUCCGCCCACAAGACCAACUCGGAAGCGGUCCUUUCAAUGCCGAGGACGCAGCGCUGGAAGAGGAUGGAUGGGGCUUGGACGACGAUGACAACGAAGAGCUCGAGUCGGCCCCCGCACUCGACGAAAGUGUUCAUUCUGCGGAACAGCCUGCGUCGAAUCAGUCGGUCAGCCAAUACGUUCAUCAGAGUGUGGCAGCCCUGGCUCGCGACGAUCACCAUUCUUCACCCAGCAGCUCGGUCGGGAUGCAAGCAAGCAUGAGCUCGAGCUCGUCGCAGCGAAGUGCAUUCGCAAUCCAAGAGCCCGAAACGCGAGCAGCUGUUCCAGGUGCGGAUGUUGAUGCCUGGGGGCUCGGCGAAGACGAAGGUGCCGAUGGCCAUGACCAUCACGAUGAAGCUCAAGCUUGGGAUCUUGAUGACGAUGAUGAUGAUGUCGACGCAGAUGUGAAGCAUUCCGAGGCUGCGGCGGCGGCGAUUUCUGAUCCUCCGAAAGUCCCAGCAACCCUUGUCGAUUCUUCACCUCAGGAUGCCGUCGCCCAAGGUGUGGCAACUACUCACCAGACGAAUGCGCAGACACCUUCCGACACGAUCCUUGUCGCGCCGCUGACGGAUCGGAAGGGCCACAGCGACCUGGCGCCUCCUGACACGCCAGCAACCGAUGCGUGGGGUCUUGAAGAUGACACUGAUGUCGAGGAUGGCGAAACAGCAGCGGCCCCGUCAGCAGUGCUCACCGAAGUCUCCUUCAAGGAUGCCGAGGUCGAGAGCGUGGCGGUGGCAGACCCUGCGAAAAGCUCUGCGUCUCCUCACAGGGACAACGCGGUUGUCGAGUCCUCGUACGAAAGUCUUUCACACCAGGAAGCUGCACCUCGUGAGCCGUCGAAGGCAGACGCUCCGUCCGUCACAACAGCUCCUGAUGCAUGGGGGCUCGAGGAUGAUGACGACGCCGAGAACGACGAUCCCUGGGAAGCAGAAGAGCAACCGCAGCUGGUCGGCAAUGAUCGUAGAAAAUCCCCCCUGCAAGCUCCAGUCCAAGUCACCAGUCGACCAUCUGACAGCCUCGCACUGCCAAACGCGCAGACAUCUGCGCCUUCCGCGGCCUCGGAGCCUGCAGAGCCGCAGAACCCCCCUGCGCAGGCGUCUGCGAAAGCGGCCGAACCUGCAGCGCAGGAGCCGGAGCCAGAUGCAUGGGGAUUCGAGGAGGGAUCCAGUGCUUCCGAGGCGGACCAAGUCGAACGGAUCACUGCCAUUUCUCCAGUGAAGGAAACCACGUCAGAGCGCAACGCUGAUGCCAAACCUCCAAGCGAGAUCAAGCAAACGACUCCUCACGUCAAUGACGGGGAUGUAGGAAGAGUCUCUCCUGUCGAGGAGAGCUUCGCUGCCCCCUCGGAAACGCCUGAAGAGGCCGCGAGAUCUCCAUCACCAUCGCCAUGGGGCGCAGACUUUUCGGACGCCGAGUCCACGGGCUUGCCUGAGCCGCAAGCUUCGGAAACACCGGGCACAGCAACUGUUCUCCGUUCGACAGGCCCCGGCGUCGACCGGACGGACUCGGGUCGUCGAGAGCUCGACGUGCAGUCCGUGACUGAGUCAACGACAGUGGUGUUUGGCCAGCAGGCUGCUCAAAAGGAACCGAUCAAGAAGGAAGCGUGCGUCAUUAGCAAGAGAUCGCAAGAUCUGGUCAAUUUGGCCGAGUCUACCAUGGACACGGUCAUCGGUUUGCUGCGAGGCAGCGACUCAAAUGGCGGCAACGUCGACGAUGCCGAGGCGCUGGCCGGAACCAUCUACAAGAUCUUUGAGUUGCAUCGGGCGCUGAUGCCCGUUGCGCACGGCGAGGUGCUUCGGGAUGUACCUGCACUGGCCAUGCAGUUCUUCAACGAUUCCGAGUAUCUGGCGCGGGAGCUCGCUCGACUCGUGGAAGAGAAGGGCCAAGCGAUCUCGGCGGCAUGGGCCCAACGGGAUGCCGAAGGCGCCAAGCGGUGGAGCACCAAGGAGCUGGUCAAGCUGGAGCAGGAAGCGGCUCUGACGCGCGCACUUGGGCAGCGAUGGUUCGAGGCGCAGAUGACGACGCAGACCAAGAUCCUGCUCGACACAAUCGUGGAGGCGGAUGGAUUUGCACGCACAUUUGACGAGCACCGGUUCGCGCGUUGCGAGCGGUGCAUCAAGCAGGUGGUGCAGACGCUGCAGCAGCUUGCCAAGGCUUGGCGUGCUGUCCUGGUGGCGUCGCGGUACCACGCCGCUAUGGGACGAUUGGUGGAUCUGGUGUUUCAAAAGGUGCUGCAUGACGUGCUCGACUUGGAGGACAUUGGCGAGAGCGAAUCGGAGAAGAUCGCAUCGCUGGUCAAGACGCUCGGCAGCCUCGAGAGCGUGUUCGCGGCCGAGGGCGAGCAACAGAGCAGUGCGCCCUUGUGGGUGCCGAGCUGGUUCAAGACGUCGUAUCUCAUCGAGAUCCUCACGGGCUCGCUGGUCGACAUCGAGUUCCUCGCCUUUGAGGCGGGCGCGCUCGUAGACUACAGCCGGAAGGAGCUCGCGGGACUGGUCAAGGCGCUGUUUGCAGACACACCGAAACGCAGCAGGCUGCUGCAAAAGAUCGAGACGGCUUCGGCCGACGUCCUCGCGCAUUGA
This is a messenger RNA of Moesziomyces aphidis, 3672 nucleotides long. NCBI's taxonomy places the organism in Eukaryota, Fungi, Basidiomycota, Ustilaginomycetes, Ustilaginales, Ustilaginaceae. The record is from the annotation of a GenBank genome assembly.